This is a messenger RNA of Schistosoma curassoni, 3934 nucleotides long. The record is from the annotation of a GenBank genome assembly. NCBI's taxonomy places the organism in Eukaryota, Metazoa, Platyhelminthes, Trematoda, Strigeidida, Schistosomatidae.
GUCAGAUGGUGGAACAUACUCGUGUGUUGCUCGUUCUCCUGGACAAGAAAUGGCUAUGGAUUCUACUUUUCUGACAAUUUUCACUAAACCGGAAUUUGAAAGAACACCUAAUCAAACCACUGAAGCUUAUGAAGCAAGAUGGAUACAAUUUCGUUGUAUUGCUAAUGGACAUCCCAAACCAGAAAUUCGUUGGAUGCAUAAUGGAAAUAUUAUUCCAAGUAAUCCAAGUAAAAAUGGAGUUGGUUCACUGGUACUUGGCCCAUUAAGAACUGACCAAGCUGGUCGAUAUACAUGUGUAGCAAAGAAUGAUGCUGGAAAUGUUGAGUACGAUUUUGAAUUGAAAGUCAAAAAUACAGGAACAUAUCAAUGUAUAGCUGCAAAUCCAGUUGGUGAAGAUCUUGGUGAACUUCGUUUGGUUGUAGAAAGUAAACCAUAUCUUGUUAAUCAUCCAAAUAAUAUGACAGCUCAAAUUGGAAGUGUAGUCGUUAUGGAAUGUCUUGCAGAAGGUCAACCUAAGCCAACUAUUACAUGGUAUAAAGAUAAACAACAAAUAAUUCUUCGUGGGCAUCGUUCACUUGUUAAUAAUGGCUCAUUAAGAACUCGGACAUGUACUAAUCCAGCUCCAAAAUAUGGAGGUAUUUGUUGUACGGCAGAAAAUACUGAUAUUCGUCCAGGUUUAGUAAAAUUUGGUCCUACUGAUGGUGAGUGGGGUAGUUGGACACCUUGGUCUGCUUGUACAGCCACAUGUGGUGUAGGUUUAUCUCAAAGACGAAGACGUUGUGAUAGUCCACCUCCAAGCAAUGGUGGAAGGUCAUGUGUUGGUGAAGCUGUUGAAGAUGUGAUGUGUGAAGCAUGCGGAACAGGAGGAACUCAAAAUCGUAAACGAACAUGUGAUAAUCCAACACCGUCAUAUGGUGGCACAUCAUGUCCAGGGCAAGACCUGAUGAACAUUGGAACCAUUCAUCUUAAUGCUAAUCUGUCCACUUCUGCUUCAAAUCUUUCUACUAAUUACGAAUUCCAUUUAAAUGAUGUACCAAUAGAACGUAGUCAAUGUUCACAAGCUUUAACUGAAAUUUAUCUUCCUGGCACUGGGUAUGCAGCAAAAGAGGUAUCUGGUGCGUCUAGUGGUCAUACAAUUAUGGAUACAUUGAACGGAAUCACAUGGGAAUCAGUUAGUCAGUUUGCUGAUGGCAGUACAAUGCAGUACAAUGAACCAAAGUGUAGUCUUCAUAGCCAUUCGUCCAGAGCAUUCACAGUUUAUAAUUUAGAGAGAGAAAAAUCACAAAUGGAACCUUACUCAUGGAUUUCUACAAUCCAAAUUGGUCCAGAAAGAAGACAAACUUAUUUAACUCAAGAACUUUAUAUCAAUGGAAUAGAAAAUAAAGUAAAUUUACAAACUGGACAAGUUGAGUUUUACGCUGAAAGUAUCAUAAAAAAACCUAUUGGUCCAGAUGUUUGUCCAUCUGGUUUUGAAUUGAAUCAAGCUAGAAUCACUGGAACAAGUAUUAGAUUACAAAGAAGACGAGAUUAUUGUAAAGAUGUAGAUGAAUGCGCUUUUCCAAAUUUGAAUAAAUGUGAUCAUGUAUGUAAAAAUACUGUACCUUACUAUACAUGUACAUGUCAUAAAGGUUAUCGCUUAUCAGUUGAUGGACAUUCUUGUAUUGAUAUUGAUGAAUGCUCUAUAAGUGGAAAUAAUGAAACUAUUUGCCCAUAUGGACAAAGAUGUAUUAAUACUCAUGGAAAAAAUCCUAUAAUGGAUCGUUGUGAAGAUAUUGAUGAAUGUCAAAAUGGACCAGGUAUUUGUGGACCUCAUACAUGUGUGAAUACCUUCGGAGGUUAUCAAUGUAUUUGUUUACCAGGUUACAAACGAAUAGGUGAAGUAUGUCAAGAUAUUGACGAAUGUCUAUCUGGAGCUUAUCAAUGUAGUGAAAAUGAACGAUGUGUAAAUAUACCAGGCAGUUUUCGUUGCCAACCUGCAUGCCCACAAGGAUACCGUGCGAUGGGUACACCUGAAUCAAAUAUUAUUGAAUGUGUUGAUAUUGAUGAAUGUGCUAUCGGAAUUUCUCAGUGUCCGCUUGGAUCAAAAUGUAUUAAUGAACCUGGAACGUACAGUUGUCGCUGUUCAAAUGGUCAAGAAGCUGGAACUCAAGGAUGUGAUAAUCGACGUGAUUUGUUCUGUAAUGAAGGAUUUCAAUGGAAUCGAGAAAAAGGCUGUAUAGAUAUUGAUGAAUGUAAUCCAUCAUUUGGUUCAAGUCCAUGUCAAUAUAAUUGUGUAAAUACAUAUGGAGCUUAUCGUUGUGAAUGUCCAAUAGGCUAUGAAAUAGAUCGUAAAACAAAUUUAUGCAGAGAUAUAGAUGAGUGCAAUUUAGGCAAUCCUUGUAGAUCAGAUGAAGUUUGUUUAAAUCUUCCAGGUAAUUACACAUGUGUACAACAAAGAUGUCCGAAAAAUUAUGUUUACGACAAAAAAUCUAGAUCUUGUCGAAUAAGAUGUAGUGAUUCUAAAUUAAAUUGUCCUCAUGGUGCUAUGUUUGCUGAUACUGUGGAAUAUUUAGUUGUUAGUCUUCCAUCGCCUGAAUCAUACCGUGUGACGGGGUCAAGGAUAAUGCUUCGUGUUGUUGACUGGCAUCAAGUUCAGCAAUCGAAUUGUCACUAUCAUCUUUUAGACAAAGCACCAAAUACACCAGUUCAUCAUCGUACAGAAGACGGAGUUGUUUACUUAACACCGAAUUGGGCUAAAAAUAAUACAAAUCAAACACGUGAGCGUACACUAUUAAGUGCACAUAUUGAAGCGGCAACAAAUUUAACAUAUCAACAAACAAAAUAUGAUGAACCUGGUCAGUUAUAUUAUUUGUUUUUCCGAGUAUCAUGUUAUGAAAAUGAUACUAAACUAUUAUUAUCAUCAUCAUCAUCAUCGUCAUCAUCAACAGUGGACUCUUUAUCAACGACUAUAUCACCAGGACAUAAAUCAACAGCUCCAUCAUCAUCUGUAACUUCAUCAACAAUCAAUAAUGAAUAUAAUAUUGGUAAUCAAACAUGGUUUAAUAAUACAUCAUCGGAUAUGAACAAUUAUAAUCAAUCAUAUAAGAAAUAUAAAUUAAUAUUUCAACACUCAUUUUAUGUUUACAUUUCAAUAUCAAAAUAUCCAUUCUAGGUAAAUGUUCUCAUUACAUUAUCGAAUCUAUGCAUGAUAAUAUAAAAAUAAUGAAACAAUGUCAAUUUUAUAAGAAUUUGACGACUAACAUUCUUCUUCUCUUUCUUCUUCUUCUUCUUCAUUGUUUCUCUCUGCGUGUGUGUGUGUGUGUGUGUGCGUGUGCUUCUGUCUAUUUGUUACCCAAAUUUCAAAAAUAAAAAAAAGAAAGAUCAUACAUCUUUGCUUUUCUAGUCACUACUUUACUACACUUACUAUGAUUUCGAAUGAACGUGACAAUUCAAUGUGUUCAAGUGAUCAUCUUACUAGUGAAUUGGUUUCUAUGUUGUUUUGUUUAAAUGUAGUUCAGUUUUGUGUUGUUGUUGUUUUUUAUGAAAAAAAAUCUUUCCCUUUUCAUUAUGUAACCUGAACUUAACCAUAUGAACAUGUAACCUUUUGAAAGAAAAUGGACACGAUAAAAAUAUUAAAAAAUAGGGAAAUCAUUUAUCAUAAUUCAUAAUGAAAAUAUAUAAGCUCGUGUUUUUCUUUCUUUUUUUCUUUUUUCUUUUUCUUUUUCUUCUGCUUCUUCAAAGAAUGCAAAUUUUUCAGUGUGUUGUUAUAGGCAACAAAAAAAAAGAAAAACUAAAAUCAAUUUUAUAAUUAAUUUAAUAACCGGUUUAAUGAAAUUGUUCUGUAUGUGUUUAGGUGAGAAUGAAGACAUUGUAUCUUGUAUGUUGUCAGUAUUAUUAUAAUAUAUAUAUGCUAUAUUAUUAUAAAAAAUAAAAUCAGCUAUUUAUUACAAGUAAA